Marmota monax (woodchuck) is the source of this 7964-nucleotide messenger RNA. RefSeq names its product chromosome unknown C4orf33 homolog (gene CUNH4orf33). Bases 128 to 742 code for a protein of 204 amino acids. NCBI's taxonomy places the organism in Eukaryota, Metazoa, Chordata, Mammalia, Rodentia, Sciuridae. The transcript has 7 exons. The record is from RefSeq and is a predicted model, not a curated record.
GCCGCGCCGCGGGAGCCCGUCGGCCCGGGCGCUGCACGGCUUCCGGUCCGGGUGCUUGCGAGCCGCCGCUCCGCUGCUCCGAGUUCGCCCGUCGGGCCUCGGUCUUCUCCCUGGGAAAUCCUGCGAGAUGGAUUUUAAAAUCGAACAUACUUGGGAUGGUUUUCCAGUGAAGCAUGAGCCGGCAUUUGUCAGGCUGAAUCCAGGUGAGGGAGGGGUGAUGGUGGAAGUCAGUGCCCCAUUUUUCAACGAUCCUCCAGCCCCACUUGGAGAACCAGGAAAGCCUUUCAAUGGACUGUGGGAUUAUGAAGUCAUGGAAGUAUUUUUCUUGAAUGAUGUAACUGAACAGUAUUUAGAAGUUGAGCUUUGUCCCCAUGGGCAGCAUUUAGUGCUUCUACUCUCUGGAAGAAGAAAUGUGUGGAAACAAGAACUUACUUUAUCUUUCAAAGUGUCCAGAGGUGAGACAAAAUGGGAAGGCAGAGCUUAUCUUCCUUGGAGCUAUUUUCCACCAAAUGUGACAAAAUUUAACGCAUUUGCAAUUCAUGGAUCAAAGGAAAAAAGAAGUUAUGAAGCCCUUUAUCCCGUACCUCAGCAUGAACUGCAGCAAGGACAGAAACCUGACUUCCAUCGUCUAGAAUAUUUCAAGCCUUUCACUUUUAACACACUGUUUGGAAAAGAAUGGAGACAACCAGAAUCAGACCUGUGGCUAAUAGAGAAACCUGACGUACAGGCGUACAAUCAAUAAUUAUAUCAGUCAUUGUUCCUCUAUACCUUUUAAGUUUUCGGUGGACACAACAUCUUUGUUUGUAUGUGGUGCUGAGGAUCGAACCCGGGCCGCACGCACACCAGGCGAGCGCGCUACCGCUUGAGCCACAUCCCCAGCCUUGCCAACAUUUACUAUUGUGUUCUUGAUAAUUGCCAUUCUGACUAGGGUGAGAUGAAAUCAUGGAGUAGUUUUAAUUUGCAUUUCUCUAAUUGCUAAAGAUGUUGAACAUUUUUUCAUGUACUUGUUGAUCAAUUGUGUUUCUUCUUCUUUGAAGUGUCUGUUCAGUUCCUUAGCCCAUUUAUUGAUUGGGUUAUUGGGUUUUUUUUUUUUUUAGUGUUACAUUUUUUUAGUUCAUUAUAUAUCCUGGAGAUUACUGCCCUGUCUGAGGUGCAUGUGGCAAAGAUUUCCUCCCAUUCUGUAGGCUUUCUCUUCAUAUCUCAAUUGUUUCCUUUGCAGAGAAGCAGCUUUUUAGUUUGAGGCCAUUCCAUUUAUUGACUCUUGAUUUUACUUCUUGCACUUUCGGAGUCUUGUGAAGGAAGUCAGCUCCUAAGCUGACAUGGUGAAGAAUUGGGCCUGUUUUUUCUUCUGUAAGGCACAGGAUCUCUGUUCUAGUGCCUAAGUCUUUGAUCCACUUAGAGUUGAGUUUUCUGCAGGGUGAAAAUAGGGGUUUAAUUUCAUUCUGUCACGUGUGGCUUUCCAAUUUUUCCAGCACCAUUUGUUGAAUAGGCUAUCUUUUCUCCAGUAAAUGUUUUGUACCAUUGGCCUAUGUGUCAGUUUUGGUGGCAAUACUAUGCCGUUUUUGUUACUAUAGCUCUGUAGUAUAGUUUAAGGUCUAUUGUUGUGAUUCCUCCUGCUUCACUCUUCUUGCUAAGGAUUACUUUGGCUAUUCUGGGUCUCUUAUUUUUGAAAAUGAAUUUCAUGAUUGCUUUUAUUCUGAUUCUAUGAAGAAUGUCAUUAGGAUUUUAAUAGGAAUUGCGUUGAAUCUGUAUAAUGCUUUUGGUAGUAUGGCCAUUUUGACAAUAUUAAUUCUGCCUAUCCAGGGGCAUGGUAGGUAUUACCAUCUUCUCAGGUCUUAUUUAAUUUCUUUCUUUAGUGUUCUAUAGUUUUCAUUGUAGAGGUCUUUGCAGGUAAAUGGAUGGAGCUGGAGGAUAUCAUGCUAAGCAAAAUAAGCCAAUUCCCAAAAACCAAAGGCCAAAUGUUUUCUCUGAUAUGCAGAUGCUAAUUUACAAUAGGUGGGGAUGAAGAAUAGAGGUACUUUGAACUAGGCAGAGGGAAGUGAAGGGAGGGGAGUGGAUGUGGGGAUAGGAAGAACAGUAAAAUGAACUAGACAUUAUUAUUCUAUGUACAUAUAUAAACAUAUGACUGGUGGGAUUCUACAUCAUGUACAGUCAGAAGCAUGAGAAAUUAUACUCCAUCUCUGUAUGAUUUAUCAAAGUACAUUCUACUGUCAUGUAUAACUAAUCAGAACAAAUAAAAAUAAAUAAAGAAGUCCUGAUACAUGUAACAACCUAAAUGAAGCUCAAAAGUUUUAUAGAACAAAAUAACCCAGAAUAACAUACUAUAUAAUUUUUAUUGUUAAGAUCAAUUAUAGUAAAACUAGCAUAUGGUGAUUGAUAUUAGAAUGAUGAUUCCUGUGGGUGAGAGCAGGAAUUCAGUUUGCCUGGAAGAGGAGUACAAGGGAAUGAUCUGGUAUGAUUGUGGUGUUUUACAUAAUUUUGUCAGCAUAUGGCUGCAUAAAUUUGUCAGCAUUUCUUAGAUGUAUAUUUAAAUUUGUGAUGUUUAUUUAAAAUAUGCCUUAAUAAAAUAAAAUAAGCUGGAAAUUAAAUAGUUAACGUUAGGUUUAUUUGAGUUUAUAUUCAUCCAUUGAACAGUUACUGGUGCUAGUUAAAUAUGGUUCAGCAAUUCCUUCUUUUCAUUUAUUAAAUAUGUUCUCUAUCUGCAAAGAGAACUGGUGUGACAUAAAUGCUGACUUUUCCAAAAGGAAUCUUUAAGUGUCUUUGUGACCACCUAUCCUGGUGGCAGUGUUAGGCAUCUUAGAUGAAUUCAGAAAAUGAUUUUAAAAUCGAUAAUAGCAACUAAGGUGUUUGAUAUAGUAACUGUCUGCCAGUUUCGGAUAGAAAAGGUCUAUUUAAAAUAAUGUCAGUUGAUUAAUUUAUAAAUCACUGGAAAUCAUUUUAUAAAGAAUAUAAAGCUAUUGAAAUGAAAAAAAUAAGACAGUAUCCUGAUUUUAGAAGUGAAUCCAUCACUUUGAAUCAUAGCUUCAGAUAUUAAGCAUAACUACUUAUAUAUUUGGAAAAAUAAAGCACAAAUACAGAUAGUCAUACCCAUACAAAGUAUUGAAUUUGAAUAUUAUGGUUUGUGAGGUUUCUGAAGCUAUUCACCUAUUUCUUUUAUCUAAGAUGUUUUUAAAACAUAUGGAUAAGAAAUAUUUUUCUUUUUCCAAUACCAAGCAAGCAAAAAAUAUAUAUAAAUAUUUUCUUUUGUAAGGAACACUACAUUCAACCACAGAAUUUUGGAAAGUUUGUCCAUUAGUCAGAAACAAAUAAUGUACUGUAUAGAAACUCGAUAUUUGAAAAUGGGUAUUAGUAAUAGCUGUUUCAAAUUUGUUUUUCAAUUUCAGGACCAUGAAAGAAUAAUCAUUCCUUUGUUUAAAAUAUGCACAAACGCAUUUCCUUGCACUAUUCUGAAUUGUUCUCUGCAGCAGAAGCAGUCUCUCUUGUCACCACCUGAAUAGAUUACACAGUGUGUAUUUAUUCAGGUGCUUUCUUGUGCUUUUCCCCAACUCCAAUAAAGUAUAAGUCACAGUCCAGAGAGAAAUAUGCCUUUUUAUUUUUAGUUUCAAACUACUUUUUUUUAACAUUGUAAUAUUUUUGCCACAGAAAACCAUUUGAUCAUUCCUCCUCCUCUUCUGCCCCUUCUCCUCUUUCUCUCCCCCUCCUCCUACUAGUACUCCAACUCCCCAUCCCCCCUCCUCCUCCUUUGAAUGUUAGGCUUUGUGGGAACAGAGGAUAAUGAAUAAACUUAAUCUGAUAUUCAAAAAGGAAAAGUAGCAGUAACUGGGUGGAGCAGUUGCAGUGAGCCCCCAGGACUUUGACUCACACCUUGAAGCCCAAGGAUUGUCCCUUCUUUCCCAUCUGAGUUCCCACAGUGUUUUACACGUUGCUCUACAGCACUUACCUGCCACGCAUUGGAAGGCUCUUCCCGUCUUCUCAGCCUUUUCCUCCAGAAACCAAUUGCACACUGUGAACGGACAGGCAGCUGCCUGGGCUGCCCAGUGCAUCCCCUGCUUCCUGCCCCCAGGGCCUCUCUACUACAUGGACCUCCUGCUGGAGUCCACUUGGCUAUUCUCACACAUGAGCUGCUCAUGGCAUACAAAAGAGCUUGCACCACAGGGCAACUCCUGACCAAGGAUGAGAACGGACACAUUCUUCUCUUUUUCCUUCCUCUGAUUGACAACACUGAGGUCCCUUCCCACAUCUAAAAGCACACCUUGCAUUGUCUUUCCCUCAUUUUUAUCAUUUCCCAUUUUCUCUUCCCAGCCUCCCUCCUGUUUGGAAUUACUUAGCCAAAAUCAACAUCUGUGCAAGCCAUUGUCCCUGGUUUGUUUUAUGGAGAAUCCAGGCUAAGUUGAUUGAUACCUAAACUGACUCUCGAAAGCAGCCCAUCAAGGUGGGAAUCUGGGAUGGUAGUACCCAGUGUACUUGGUGGGAAGGUCUCCAUUUCUGGUGGUAAUGAGCCUGGUGGGGUCACAUGGCAGUUACUGAGACUCCCGUUGGGUAGAAGACUGGCUCGAGGUGCAGGCGAGGUGCCCAUUGAGGUGAAACAUGAGCGUCUGUGACAGGUAGCACUUGGCAUAGAGGCAGUAGGAAGAGUAAGGACUGUGGAGUUGCCUGACUUCUGAAAAAGGCUUUAGAAGCCUUGAAAAAAAAGGCGCCAACGACAAGCUGCUGGCCCACUGUGAGAGCUGCAUGGCGGCAUUCAAAGGAACCCUGGUUUCUAGCAGCUGCAGGGCAGGCUAAGGGACACUGCUCUCCAGGUUUAAUGGUAAAAGUAGCUACGAUCGCUUAACCUUGGCAGGUUUCCUGCGUUGAAGUGGGGGCUUUAUAAGCCUGAGACCUGGGAUGGGAUGUUUGUGUGAAUGAGCCUGUUAUAACGUAUCUUGAAUCCCAGACACUUGUGUGCUCUCUGCAGUAGCAGAGAAGCUCCAUUAACUCUUUUUAUUAUUAUUGUUAUUAUUUUUUGGAGGUGAUUACCCUCAAACUUGAUGGCGAGGGCCCUAUUGAUAGGUCAUAUAUUGUUGUGAAUUAUCAAGUUAUACUAAGAUGUACCUAGAAGCACCACAAAAGUAACCUGAGGCGGGUUUUGCAUAAAUAAUGCUCUUCUCUUCAAAUAUGGCUUCAACUCUCUCAUUUCCUCAAUUUGAAUUCCCUGAAUUAUGGAAGAGCCUUUGUUAGCAGAUCUGGGAGCCUACUUAAUCCUUCACUUAUACUCUAGAGAAUUAUCCUUAAGGACAAAUAUUUAAGAAUUCCUGACGGAUGGUUUCACUGGUUAGUUAUGGGCAAAAUCUGAAGUUGGGAGGCAAGGAAGUCUGGAAAAGAGACCUGUGGAUGAACUUAAGGCAAUGAGCAGAAAUCACAGGUAUUAAUGUAAUGUCUUACAUUAAUUCCCACUAAAGAAAAUCCACUAUAGAGGAGGCCCUCAACCAGGUAGACAAAGUGACUUAACCUCUGUCCUUGGCUACCAUAAGUUUGCACAGUUAACUAUGGUGACUGGGCUAGAAUCUGUGAACAGGCCCAAUAGUAUAUAUUCCUGAUUGCUGUGCUAGUUAGUGCUAGAUGCUCGAAUUCAUGAUAGCCCAGACUAAUGCUGAGACAUUGAUAUGAUACUGACCCUUGAGGACACUUGCGAGGUACUUGGUUGCACAUUGAUUUUAUCAGGCUUUUAUUUGAGGAAGACAUCAAUUCAUCUGCUCUGUGUCAACACCUACACCACACUUGGAUUUUCUUUCCAUGCCUACAAUGCCUUUGCCAACACCACCAAGUCAAAGCUUAGAGACUGCUGAUCUACUGGUGUGGGAUCCUAUUAUAGCUUCGCCUCAGACCAAUUGGCCUGUUGAUGGCAGGUAAGAAAAUAGGUGUAUAAGAAGAUCUACACAUCUUACUAUAUUUGUGUCACCUGGAAACAGCUAACCCGAUAGAGUGAUGAAAUGGCUUAUUAAAGGCUAAGUACACACUUAAGGAAGUUCCCUGUAAAGGGGGCCACUGAGCCAAAUAUCCGGGAACCAGGAAAUUGGUACUCCUCUACCUCACUCACAGUGACGCAGCCAUUGGUUCUUCUGGAUUAAAAGUAGGGUGGGAAGUAGCCCACUACAGGACCCAGGAAAUGUUCCGCUGGAUCAGAAACUAUGAAAACCGCCUAGUCACAGUGACUCUUUGUGUCAACAACUCAGUAGGCAAAUAGAGCCAUGAUAUUGGGGGAGAUUGCUGAUGCUGUCUAGCAUGAAGAACUAGAGUUAUAGCUAUUAAUGUUGGCAGGAUAGAAUGUGCCCUUCGUAGGGGCUUUAUUAGGGCAUAUCUGUGCCUCAGGAUCAAGUCAUAACAUUAAAUAGACAACUAUAGCGACCAAAGCCAGACAAGGUAAAGCAACCAAUGACUCUGACCCUGACCAUGACGGUCUAGGUUUUACCUCUCCAAAAACUGGGACCCACUGAAGAGCUUGCAGUAGAACUUGUGGUAGGAAAGAGAGAUGGUAAGUAUCAGUGAUAACCCUAAGAGCUACUUCCACUGCAUUCAUUGCAUUGAGUCUUGAAUGCAAGCUAGCCACCACCUUGAAGAUUGUGACAGACUGGACUCAGUAUGGAAGCUGUGUGACUCUGAAUGCUGCACAGAGUGGAUUAUACUGGAUACACCUCCUGUGUUCCACCUCAUGUCCAUCAGGCCAUUUUUAAGUCCAGCAAUUUCACAUUCCCUCUCUUGUACCAAGUAUCUCUUGUUUUCUCUCUCAGUGUUUUUCUGACACCCCCUGCCAUAUGGAACACCUGCAGAAAUAUUAUAAUUUAUUUUGACAGGUUAAACCUGGAAGUUUGAGGAAUUAAUAUUCUUGGGCAACGGGAACAGGGAUCAGUGAAUAAAUACCUCCCUCUUCUACCCUUUGGGCAGAUCAUUCUGAGGUAUGUUCCAUACAUUUCCCCAUUAGUGCCUGGUGAACGGAGCUUUAGUUGUCUGCAGCAGUGACUUGCUUUAAUUGUACAACCUUAGAUGCCAUAUUUAAUUUCUUUGAGGUUCAAAUUCAUAUCUCUUAGAAUCUCAUUUCAAAAUUAGUGAAUUGCACAUAGAUUGGGGUAUUUUUUUUUUUUUUUUGCUUAGAAAAAAACAACCCUGAAAGAAUCCAACUUAAGUUUCUUUCAAGUCUAAGAGGUAGCAUUUGCAUUUGAUAGGAAUAUGUUUGCCUUAUGAAUCUUUUAAUUAAGAUCAAUCUCAUAUAUAAUGAAUUAUACAUAUAUGCACACAUGUGUAUAUAUAUAUAUAUAUAUAUAUAUAUAUAUAUAUAUAUAUACACACACACACACACAUAAUUUUGUUAACUCAUCUUUUUUGUGCUCUACCCAUUUUCUGAUCACUUCUUGUCCUAAUUCUACUUGGAAAGAGCAGAACUUAUAAAAUCGACUAUCAAAACCAUUUAUUUUCACCAACUAUCAUUUAUCAUAUAAGGAAUAGUAAAAGGAGUUCCCCCAGGCUAGGAUAAGAGAUGCAUGAGGCAUAUAGGAAACCAGAAGUCAUGAAUCUAUGAGAAGUGAGGAAGCCAGGCACAGUGGUGCAUGCUGUAAUCCCAGCGACUCGGGAGCCUGAGGCAGGAGGAUGGCAAGUUCAAACCCAGCCUCAUCAACUUAGCGAGGCCCUAAACAAUUCAGUGAGACUCUGUCUCUGAUGAAAUAUAAACAAGGGCUGGAGAUGUGGAAGUGGCUUGGUGGUAAGCUCCCCUGAGUUUAAUCCCUGGUAUCAAAAUAAAUAAAUAAAUAAAUAAAAAACAUGAAGAGUGUCUGUACAAAUUUUAUUUUAUGAUCUUGUGAUAAACAUCCAGUAAUAAAAAUUCUCUAUGUAAUGAGAUCCAAUCUAAUAAUAAAAUGGAGAAAGGAAAUAUUGUGAAAUGACGUUUCACUUAACCAUUUGUUUGAAUAAUAAUAAAGUAAUAUAUAGUUAUA